Lontra canadensis (Northern American river otter) is the source of this 2871-nucleotide messenger RNA. RefSeq names its product MARVEL domain containing 1 (gene MARVELD1). Gene Ontology annotation, biological process: myelination. The record is from RefSeq and is a predicted model, not a curated record. Gene Ontology annotation, molecular function: structural constituent of myelin sheath. Lineage: Eukaryota; Metazoa; Chordata; Mammalia; Carnivora; Mustelidae. The transcript has 3 exons. Bases 223 to 744 code for a protein of 173 amino acids. Gene Ontology annotation, cellular component: membrane.
GGUAGCAGUGGUGGAGACGGGGAGAAAGAGAGGAGGGCUGGAGGGAGGAGAGAGUGGAGGAAGGGUGGGGAGAAGGGGAGAGGAAGCGCGAAGAGGACUCGGAGGGACGCGAGGAGGCCGCCGCGGGCGCAGCGGGCACGUUGGCCGGGCCACCCCCGCGAGCCCGGCGCAGCCAUUCCGCUACUCGGGGCUCCGCCGCCGCCGCCACCGCGCCCGGGGGCCAUGGUCCCGCCGCCCCCGCGCCAGCCGCCGCCCCAGGCGCGCGCGGUCCGCGGGCCGGUGCGCCUGCAGAGGGCCUUCCUGCGCGGCCCGCUGGGCGUGCUGCGGCUGCUGCAGCUGCUGGCCGGCGCCGCCUUCUGGAUCACCAUCGCCACGAGCAGGUACCAGGGCCCCGUGCACUUCGCGCUCUUCGUGUCGGUGCUCUUCUGGCUGCUGACCCUGGGCCUCUACUUCCUCACGCUGCUGGGCAAGCACGAGCUGGUGCCCGUGCUGGGUUCGCGCUGGCUCGUGGUCAACGUGGCACACGACCUGCUGGCGGCAGCGCUCUACGGCGCCGCGACGGGCAUCAUGAUCGCCCAGACGCAGAGCCACAGCUACUGCAACCUCAAGGAUUACCAGAUGGCCUGCGCCUACCACGCCUUCUUGGCGGCCGCGGUCUGCGGCGGCCUCUGCCUCGGCCUCUACCUACUCUCGGCCCUCUACGGCUGCUGCCGCCGCUACCAAGGGGAGCAGGAGGUGGCGUGAGCCGCCGCGCCGCGGGGCGGGGACCCUCCCGAGACCGGCGCCCCCGUCCUUCCUGCCGCCGCCGCCCCGCACCCGUGCGCCCCGGCACCCACCCGUCGCCCCGCGCUCCCGCCCGCGCCCGGGCGCCCUGGCCGGCAGUUCCCGUCCGACCGCAGAGCCGCCGCCUGGAGUCUGGCCAGACGCGCCGCCUGCGCCGUUUCCUGGGAUCCCGGCAGGGCCGCAUCCGAACAGCGGGCCCCCACGCAUCCUGGCCGUCCGAGGCGAAACCUCGCGCUUCCUCGCCCCCUUCCGUGCCGAGAGCGAGACGUGGACAGGCGCCGCGUAGAUCCGGGGGAGGCUCCCAAUUGGAACCAGCCUUCUGGCUGCGCCACUGCCCCCUCCCUCCCGGCCCGCUGUCGGAAGAGCAUCCCCGUUCCCUGGCCCCUCUUCCAGCUUCGAGUGCUGUGAAGGGCAGGCUCGCAGCCGCGGACAGAGUCGAGGACAGGCCUCCACAGGUCUCAGGAUGAGCGAGGAGUUUCGUUUCAGCUCGGGAUUGUGCGCGCAUCCUGCGCGGUCCAGUGCUCUGACAUUGGGGUGGGGCGCGUCUGCAAAGGUGAGGAUGGAUCGGAAAGGCCCGCGGGCAGCACCUUUGCACGUUUGGAGUCUGCUCUCGCCUUUGCCUGUUCCGCCUUUGGCCUCGGGGUUCUUGGAGGCCAGGCCCAAACGCACACUAGUUUCCCUGGCCUCAGCUUCCCAGCGUUUCUCUCACGGGCUUCUGCUCCACCACCUCCACCUUCCAAUGUCUUUUUGCAUUAGGGAUCCUACAGGACCCUGAGGGAAUGACAUGGUGAGCCUCACCCCUUGCUCUUGGUAAAGCCAAAAUAAGAUUAGAACCCGGUUUCCAGUCUCCCAGCCCAGCACUGUUUACAUUAAAGCGGUGGGUGUUCCCAGGAACCCUGGCUCAGGAGCUACAGUCUAAAAGACGGUUUCAUUUUCAAAUGGGUUUGUCAUGGUGCUAUCUCUCGCCCACUUGAAGAUUCACGAUGCUCAUUAGCAUAUCAAAGGCUCUGAGAAGUCCCGCUAUAAAAGAAGCCCAGGUAAUUUAGUUUACAGUGUUAACUGCCUGUGGACCUGGAGCAAUUAGAUUUUGCCACCUAAGACUUCCAAGCAUCCCUGUGCUGUCUUGGCUGUCAUUCAUUCCCACCGUUUCCAGCCCAUUGGCUCUGAUGUGAUUGAAGAUCUGGGGUGCUCCUCCUUCCCAGGGUAUUUCUCUAGCAGAGGGAGGGCUUGCCUCAAUGAGGGAGAAGAUAGCUGUCCCUGCUAGGCACAUGAGAGACCUGGGAAUUGGCGGACCUGAACAUUCCUCUACAUUGUUUGGAAAAUGAAGUCAAGGUUAUCCAGAUGGUGUCCCUGUCAAAAAGAACAUUGCCUGUAAAAGAUGCUGGUGUGGACCUUGAGCCGCUGGCAGGAGUGGGACUCACUCACCGAAGAGAGGAGAAAGCUCUGAAGUUGGGGUGAACAGCUGGCCCAGCCUCCAUAAGGUUCCCAGAUGGUUGUGUAACUAUCACCACCAUCCACCUCCAGAACGUUUUUCACCUUGCAAGACCGAAACUCUGUCCCAUUCAAAUUGUGGCUGUUUUGUUGUUACUGUUGUUUUUUUCCUUCGGGAACUCCUAGAACACUGAGCCCUUUGCGGUCUCAUUUAGGCUGGAGUGCUGCUGCCUUCCUCCCGGUUUCCAUGUUUCUGAGGCCAUGGAGAUUCCCGUAGUGGUCAUGCCGACCUCUCCCAGGGCUCGCUUCCCUGGCAAGGGGCACCAUUCUGGGCUGGGCCAGCAGAGGGCUGCAGAGUGGCCAGCAGAAGGGAGAGUGGAUGACCUCUGCCCAACAGCUUCCCUUCAACAUUGUCCAAAGGAAGAUCCAAGACACAUGAAGAUUCAUUUUGCCUUAACACAAGAGAAAUUCCAAUUCUCCUUGUGCUGUGACUUGGUUCCAAGAUUCCAGACACCUGGAACUGAGCCGUGCACCUCUGUGCCCUAAACAGUGGGUUUAAGCUCCAGCUUUUGUUCCUUUUCUCUUUUUCCAGAUCACUGUUGAAGUUGCAUCCUCAGCUCAGAACCAGCGCCCUAAGGAUCUCUUCUGAGUCCCCCG